UCCUGGACAGCUUGGACGACAGCUGGUCACUGGUGUCUGCCUCUUCAACAAGAUGUGUUUCAGCAGGAUAUUCAGUUGCAAUUACCUUUUUAAUAAUAAAGGAAAAUUAAUAACGGACUUUUCUCGGAGAUAAUCUUCGCGUGAAGGGUCUUCUGGCAAUUCGUUUGAGGGGUUUUUCAUCCCGUUUAAACAGCGUAUUCGCUAUGGAUUAUUUCUUCAGACGAAAAAAGAUGCUCAAAACCCUGCUUACCUUGACUUUGGUGUUUGGGACAUUAUUAAUGAUUCAGAAAUUCAAGGUGUUGGACGACGACAUAAAAUCAUUAAACAUGAAUAUGAAAAGCAACUGGUGCGGAUCAGACUGCGAUUUAUACAAAAGUAGAUCAAUCAAGAAAGCUGUUGGAAACUUUUCGUGGCCGUUACAGGGCAAUGGCUCCGAGCGUCCAACAGUUGUUAAAAAUUCACCGGGGUCGUGGAAUGUGGAUGUUAUAAAUUGUUCUGAAGAUUCGUCUGUGAGGACAAAGGAUUGGUUUCGACGUUUGGACCCAAGAUUCCAUCAGUUCGUCUUGCACAGACACUGCAGGUAUUUCCCUAUGUUGAUUAAUCACCCGGAAAAAUGCAGUGGAAACGUGGACCUUCUAGUGGUGGUCAAAUCGGUCAUUGAGCAACAUGAUAGGCGAGAGGCUGUGCGCAAAACGUGGGGAAGGGAGCAGGUGAUAAACGAGAAGAAAAUAAAAACUUUAUUUCUUUUAGGCAGCCCAUCGAUUGGAAAAGAUGCGAAAAAUCUACAGAAGUUAUUAGAAUAUGAGGACAGAAUAUACGGUGACAUCUUGCAAUGGGACUUCAUGGACACAUUUUUUAACCUCACCCUGAAAGAGGUUAAUUUUCUGAGAUGGUUCGACAUUUACUGCUCUCACAUACCUUUUAUCUUCAAGGGGGAUGACGAUGUGUUUGUCAAUACCGACAAUUUGGUGGAGUUAAUAGGGUUCAAAAUUGAGGAGGAGAAGGUUCACAACUUAUUUGUUGGGGACACAAUUGCAAAAGCCAUUCCCAUCCGAAACCGUCAGAGUAAGUAUUACAUUCCCAAAGAGUUGUACGAUAAACCGUACCCUCCAUAUGUGGGUGGCGGUGGAUUCCUGAUGUCGUCUGAGUUAGCUCGCAAACUGUUCGUGGUCUCCGAGGACCUGGAACUUUAUCCAAUUGAUGAUGUAUUUCUGGGAAUGUGUCUCCAGAAAUUACAAAUUGCGCCAGAAAUGCACCCAGGAUUUAAGACUUUUGGAAUCAUGAGGCGCAAAGUGAGUCCCAUGAACAGCGAGCCAUGUUUUUUCAAACACCUCAUUGUCAUCCAUAAACUGACUCCACAGGAACUACUGAGAAUGUGGUACAUAGUACAAGAUAAAAACCUCACAUGCGCCAAAAAGACUGUAGUUUGAUAUGCUUAAGACCUGAAGGAACAUUUAUGAUGUACAGAGUAGCCUAAUUGUAAUCCACUAAGAAGGACGCAGUUGUGGAUUAUCCUUCUGAUUAUCCUGUUUUUGUUGUGAAAAUUAUGAAUACCUGGAGGAAUGACUUUGUUCACACAACUAUUUUCUCUAUAGAGAACUAUUGAACAUUAUAUGUACUUUAUAAAUUGCACGAGUGUAUGUUACACUAUAAUAUAUUUUUCAACGUGAAAAACUAGUGCAAUUUAUUAUUUAGUGCAAAAUAAAACCCAAAGAAAUCAAAGUGUACUUAACGCUUGAAAAACACUGAUUUUCUAAAAGUCCAGAACUGUGUUCAGAAACAUUACUGAAAAACACAAAAAUGAAACUGAAGAACCCUUCAACACUUU
Messenger RNA from Chanos chanos (milkfish), 1828 nucleotides. RefSeq names its product UDP-GlcNAc:betaGal beta-1,3-N-acetylglucosaminyltransferase 7, like (gene b3gnt7l). Gene Ontology annotation, molecular function: UDP-glycosyltransferase activity; hexosyltransferase activity. Gene Ontology annotation, biological process: poly-N-acetyllactosamine biosynthetic process; protein O-linked glycosylation. Lineage: Eukaryota; Metazoa; Chordata; Actinopteri; Gonorynchiformes; Chanidae. Gene Ontology annotation, cellular component: Golgi membrane. The coding region runs from base 204 to 1430 and encodes 408 amino acids. The record is from RefSeq and is a predicted model, not a curated record. The transcript has a single exon.